Messenger RNA from Cynocephalus volans (Philippine flying lemur), 408 nucleotides. RefSeq names its product insulin like 5 (gene INSL5). The transcript is spliced from 3 exons. The record is from RefSeq and is a predicted model, not a curated record. NCBI's taxonomy places the organism in Eukaryota, Metazoa, Chordata, Mammalia, Dermoptera, Cynocephalidae. Gene Ontology annotation, molecular function: G protein-coupled receptor binding; hormone activity. Gene Ontology annotation, biological process: positive regulation of feeding behavior. Gene Ontology annotation, cellular component: extracellular region.
AUGAAGUGCUCCAUUUUCACUCUAUUUCUGUUCUCCGUCUUCUUUGCCAUCUCCGAAGUGAGGAGCAAGAAGCCUGUGAAGCUCUGUGGGCUAGAGUACAUAAGAACAGUCAUCUACAUCUGUGCUAGCUCCAGGUGGAAAAGGCAGGUGGAGGGGAUCCCUCAAGUUCAGCAAGCAGAAUGUGGUUAAUACUUCCAGCUCCCAAAUCAACAUAGGGUUUCUGAGGAAAACACAGAACAAAUCCUUCCGAAAGUGGAUUUCUCAGGGGAGGAACGUCUUCAGAGUGGACAAAUGCCCACUGAAGGACUUUGGAAGCCAAAGAAGCAUUCAGUGAUGUCCAGACAAGACUUACAGACUUUGUGCUGCACUGAUGGCUGCUUCCUGACUGAUUUGAGUGCUCUUUGUUAA